Messenger RNA from Rhizoctonia solani, 1227 nucleotides. RefSeq names its product dynein heavy chain, cytoplasmic. Bases 1 to 1227 code for a protein of 408 amino acids. NCBI's taxonomy places the organism in Eukaryota, Fungi, Basidiomycota, Agaricomycetes, Cantharellales, Ceratobasidiaceae. The record is from RefSeq and is a predicted model, not a curated record. The transcript is spliced from 10 exons.
AUGAGCUACAUAACUGACAGCAAACUUGAGUUUGAGGACGAGCAAGAUCCCGUUAGCCCACCAAAUUCUCCCCAACUUGCGGCCACACACGCUCAGGCUAUUGCCAAAAAGGUUGCAAGCAUUAACUUGGAUCCAGGCAACACUGUUGCGCGUGACUACGCUGCAUUAUGCUGUGAGGAGUUUGGCCUCACAGACUUGGACAAGGCCGACGUUGUGCGGGUGUCUCAGAUGCAUGCGCAGUUUAUUGCAAUUUGUCAGUACACCCGGGUAGUUGCGUUAACCCAACAUAUCACCCAGUCGCUCACCAAGUCUUUCUUGCUCUCAACCAAAUUCAAGGACCACGUGACUCGUUGCAUCCAGGCCACAUUUCUGGAUGCGACUAUUCCGACUUACGUGCGUGGCAGCACUGCUCGCCUCAUUCAACACAUGCAGGAAAACCCUGUUGCGGCAGUUGCAAGCAAUUUUUGUGGCAAUAUGCGGCGGAAGAUCAAGAAAUCAAUGGUUGAUAACUUGGAUAUUGGCACAUUAGCCGCCAAGUUAUGCGUUAAGGGCUACCAGCCGACUAACAAGCACUGGAGACGUUUUGCACUCUUACGAUCCUACAUGGCCAAUUGGGAGAAGCUCCCGUGCCACCCUGGAAGGGGGCGCAGAACACCUUGCUGGUCAUUCAUCGACACAAAGCUUGACAAGCUCCGAAUCCGCUGCACAAAACCCACAAAGGCCGCUACGGAAGCGGCAGUCAAAAGUGUGCUCAAGGGGAUCUUGAAGCGCGACCAGGAAUGGCACAUUGGCCCCACCUCGGGACCAACAAAGCUACCAGCCCGUAGCCAGAUUGCCAAGUGGCAGCGGGAUCAUGCGAAGGCCGUUGCCAAUAUGUUGGAGUACACGGUUGAGGCCUACCCCGACAAAGAUGACGACGAGGAUGCUCCCGACGGUGGCGAACCCCAGACGCCCAAUUGUAGUAGCACCGGUGAUGGCGCCCCGCAAAAGGACAAUUGUGAAGCCCCGCAGAUGAAUGCCGGAGGCGAUAACAUAGAACCCCAAGUCAACAAUGGUCGUGCUCCACGCGUUCUUGUCCCAGAAACUCAGGAUUCUCAAUCCAUGGGUGGUACACAACAAGGAUGGACUGGCGGAGCAUUGGUGGAUUGCCAUCAGCGCCCUACGCAUACCACAUCCCCUAUCUCACGUCCCAAUGCAGCUUUGACAUUCCAGCACCGUCCAAAUUAG